Molecule: messenger RNA, 498 nt
Organism: Plectropomus leopardus (leopard coralgrouper)
Lineage: Eukaryota; Metazoa; Chordata; Actinopteri; Perciformes; Serranidae
Source: RefSeq, a predicted model, not a curated record
CACUGAUACUCUCCCAGCCGUCACCUGACCGCACUGACCUCCCCCACCAUCCCAUCGUCACCAUGGAGACCGCCAACAGCUACGUGCUGAUCCACGGGAAGAACAUAUCCCACAGCACCCUGGCGGGCUCGUCCGCCGGGCCUCACAUGUCCAUCGACAAGCUUUUCCCGGCGCUCCUCGAGUGCUUUGGCAUCAUAUUGUGUGGCUACAUAGCUGGCAGGGCGGAUAUCAUCACAGAGAGCCAGGCCAAGGGUUUGGGGAACUUUGUGUCCAAGUUUGCUCUUCCAGCUCUGCUCUUUAAAAACAUGGUGCUGCUGGACUUUGGAGACGUCAUCUGGGCGUUUCUCUGGAGCGUCCUGGUGGCUAAGGUGACGGUGUUCGUGUUGGUGUGCGUGCUGACCCUGAUGGUGGCCGGUCCGGACAGCAGAUACAGCAAAGCCGGCCUGUACGCCAUCUUCGCUACGCAGAGCAACGACUUCGCCUUAGGAUACCCCAUAG